This is a messenger RNA of Morchella sextelata, 447 nucleotides long. RefSeq lists its product as uncharacterized. Lineage: Eukaryota; Fungi; Ascomycota; Pezizomycetes; Pezizales; Morchellaceae. The coding region runs from base 1 to 447 and encodes 148 amino acids. The transcript is spliced from 4 exons. The record is from RefSeq and is a predicted model, not a curated record.
AUGGAUGUCGGUCUGCCGAAAAGGUUUCACGAUAGAUUGCAAGCUACACCAGAUACCAAUACAGCCAGCCAGCCAGUCGGUCGGUCGAGGCUGCAGGCGGAGAUCGGCACUCGACUGGAUGAUGGAGAGGGACAGCGAAGAGAAACCAACGCCAGGGCCACAGCCGUGUUAGAGAUGCUCGUUCGGGAAGGGCCUGAGAAGGUGUGGGGUCGCCCUAAAAGCCGUUUGCUGCGAAUGCACUAUGGCCUUGGCAAAAACAGGGCCCCCCAGCAAGCGACAGCUCCCUCUUCGGGGGUAUUGGGGCCUGCCAGGGUUCGUGUUGCGGGCGUGGGAAACUCCAUGGGCGACAUGGUUCAUGGGCAAACAAAUCGCAUGAAAGCAGCGCGACAAAUAAUCUCUAACGGAAGAGUUUCCUGGGUCCCGUACAUGCGUAGUAGAGUUGUUUAG